UCUGCCCCUUCAGAAAAGUAACCAUCAAAGAAGUAAUUUUGUGAAAAUAACCAUGAGCCGAACAGAAAAAGAACGAACCAAGGCUCUUCAAGAAAAAUUCCAAGCUGUGUUAUCUAGUCUUUUAAAAGAUGAAGAUAACAAGUAUUGUGUCGAUUGUGACGCUAAAGGGCCACGUUGGGCUUCUUGGAAUUUGGGAAUAUUUUUAUGUAUACGUUGUGCUGGUAUCCAUAGAAACCUAGGCGUCCAUAUUAGCCGUGUUAAAUCUGUCAAUCUAGACACUUGGCAACCAGAUCAAGUAGCGAUGAUGCAAGAAGUGGGCAAUAGUCGAGCUAGAGCUGCCUAUGAAGCGGAAUUACCAGACAACUACAGAAGACCUCAGACAGACUCUGCAUUAGAGUCAUUUAUAAGAGCUAAAUAUGAACAUAAGAAAUAUAUAGCUAAAGAAUGGGUACCACCUAAACCAACUGUACCAAAAGAUUGGGUGGAAGAUGAUAAAGAAAAAAAGAAACCAAAAUCUAAACCAUCAUCAUCUUCAAUACAACUCAAUGCUGCACCUCGAUCCUCCACAUCAGCCAAAGUGGAAAAAAAAGCAGCUAAUGCAGAUUCUCAGUCGAAACUGAUAGAAAAGAAAUCACCACCUUCUCGACCUGUUGUUACUGGAGCAGCAGCAGAUCUUAUGGGUUUAGAUUUUUCAUUCUUAAGUACACCACUAUUAUCUAGCAAUAAUGCCGAAGCAUCAAAUACAAGUACACCAUCAUCAAAUGGAGAUUUGUUUGAUAUAUUUGGAUCUCAACCUGCCGGUCAACCACCAGUCUCUCAACCGGCACCAGUAAAUGGAACAAAUGUUGGUAAUACAUUCAUAGAAAAUACUCCACAACAGAAUGGAAGUACACCAGAAGAAAGUUUAUUUGAUGAUGGACCAAGUAAAGUAACUGAGAAAUCCACUAAAGAAUCUAUAUUAGCACUAUAUGGUAGUAGUAAUAAUCAACAACAACAAAUGUUUGGUGUACCUGGGUAUAAAAAUGUAAUGGUAAUGGCUACUUCACCUAAAAGUCCAUCUUUGCCAAAAGGAUUUGAACUGAACACACCACCGGCAGGCAUGCCAUGUUUUCAGUAUUAUCCGAUGCCAAAUUCAUACUUUUCUUAUGAUACUAAUUUAGGUGGUAUGUACAUGCCCCAACAAAUGCCACAACAGAACAUGGGAAUGUUUAGUGGUGGGGCUGGUGGUAAUAUGAUGGGACAACCACAACAGGGUAUGCCAGCUAUGGGACAACAGCAACAGCAAGCCAUGCAAUAUGGAAAUAUGGGAAUGCAACAGCCAAAUAUGUAUGGAAUGGGUCAGAUGUCUGGUAUGCAACAACCAGGUAUGAUGGGUAAUCAAGGUCAUAUGAUGGGUGGUAACCAAAUUAACAUGAUGGCUGGCAACCAGGGUAAUAUGAUGCAGGCUAAUAUGUAUGCUCAACAGCAGCAGAUGCAGCAACAGCUCCAAAUGCAACAAAUGCAACAACAAAUGAAUGCCAUGAAAGUAGGAGGCAAUGUGUCAGGAAUGGCUGCACAAUCAGUACCAGGAGGGUGGGCAACGGGUGCCAGUUCAGGACAGACAUUAUCAAACAAUCUAUGGCAAUGAUUUAUUAGGACAGACACUAGUCAUUUAAAAAAGCUGGUAUUAAAUUUGCAUUCCAUCAUUUUGUAAUGUGUUCACUUACCUCCAGUUGAUCAUAAAAAAAUUCUUUGACAGAAACUACAAGUUCAAAGACUAAAGGUCAAGGUUGGAUUCAGUUGAAUAAAUUAAAAUAUCAUAAAAGGAAUGAAUUACUCCAGAAAAGGAACAAGAAGAACUAUAUUUUCAAGUAUAAUAAAAAAAACAAUAGGACUAUUUAAAUUUUUAUUAUGUUUCUCAUGUGUACUGUUAGGUAUAGUUUAAUAAUAAUAAAUAGGUAAAUAUGUAUAAUAGAUUUAUAACAAGUCACAUAUCGUAUAUUAUAAUAGAGAUGUUUUUUUCUUGUCUUGUCAAAUUUUUGUCACUCCAGUAUCUUUCCUUUAAAAAGGCAUUGGCUAGCAUUUAUGAGUGAGUAAAAUCUUAAUAUCUUACUAUCUGAACGAAAUCUUAAUCUUCAUAUUGAAAGUCUGUGUGUAUUUGGUAUCACACAAAGAAAAAAAGGCUAAAUAAAAGCUGUUAUCUCUAGCUUAUUUUAUUAGAAUUAAAGUAUUGUGUUAUUAUUUAUGGAAGGUACUGGGUAAUAGGAACUAGACAAUAUUCAUGUGAUAUGUCAGUCAUUUGGUGCACAAAUAAACUGAAUUCAAGUUCAAAUCAUGUAAGUUAUACAUUUACUUUCAUGAUAUAUAAUUUAAUGUGCAAUGUCUGUUUUCAUUAAGCUGUGCUUAUUUCAUAUCUUUUUGUUUGUGUGUAGCUUUGAUUAAAAUAUAGUUUAAAAUGUAGUCCCAAAAUUAGUUUUUUGUGCUGUGUGGUUUGUAUAUAUGUCGUUUGUGCCAAUUAAUUAUAAAUUAAGAGUUUAGAAAAAGAUCAAUAGAGACAUUGGCAUUAGACAGAAAAGUGAUCAGACAUAGCAAUAUGCAGCUGUUAUAAUAACUCUGGGAUUGAGUCAAAUUGUCAUUUUGGUCUUCAGCUUAGGUCUUAAAUAAGUUAGUUUAUUUAUCCCUAUAUUCAAGCCCAGCAACUAUAAAUGUCUAAAAGCAUUAUGCAGUCAAUUACUGUGGAACAUACAUGAGAACAUUGCAAUGGACAUAACAUCUGAUUGAUUAAUUAAUCCGUCUUUAACACGAUUCCUAAAUACCUCAUUUAAAUGAUUGAGGACAGCAGAUUUGAGACUGCUUUGGAUGGAAUUUUAAUUGUUUUCAUUCUUAUAUCAGUUGAACAAGUAUGAAAUUACUUUUAUUUAUUAUACAGUCGAUUUAUUUGUUGUUUGUUUAUAUAUUAAUGUUAUGCUUUCUAAAUAUUGUAAAUAUAAAAAUGUUUUUCCCAAAAAAAAGGGGAACACACAAAAUGUAUUAUUAUAUGGAUGUAAAUAUAAGAAAUAGAUGUUGUAAACUAAUAUUAAAUAGGAUUAUAUGUAUAUAGCCGUCUAUUGUUAUUAGUGGUAUUGCAAUAUCCGAUUUAAAACUUCAUUAGUAUAAACAUGAAAUUCAAUAAAUCUAGGGUACAUUUUCAGUUUCUAUUUUUCAUUGUCGACUUCUAAAGUAUUAUUUUAUAAGUACAUGUACCUUAUAGGACAUUAAAAUGGACAUUUAUAAUUUAUAAAUUAAAAUAUCUAUUUGUUAAUAAAUUUAUUUUUAGAAAAACAAUGACUUCCAAUCAUUAACAAGCUGGACAAAUUUUCCAAAGUUAUUUAUCUUAUCUUCGUUGUUAAUGGAAUCAAUACAUGUAUAUUAGCAUAUUAAAUGGUUUGAAAUCAGUAUUAAAUUUAAUGUCCAUUUAAUAACAUUUUGAAAGCUCAUAAAAGACAAUUGUUGAUGAAUUCUGGUUGGUGUGUUCUCAUCAAAUUACAUAUAAGCCGAGGCACCCACUGUGAAAAUGUUCAAAAUUUAAGAAGUGUCAUGUUCGGGAUGGUAUUAGCAUACAUGUACUUAAAUAUGUAUAUGAAGGAAUGUACAUCUGUGUUUCCAUGACAGUUUCACACAACAACUUUGUUCUUUUUAUAGGAAGUGAAAAAUUUAAUACCACUGAUCCUAUAGGGCAGUCAAAUUUAAAGUUCAUAGAUACCACCAUACAUUUAGCAAUAGUAUGCUUUUAUGCCUAAACUUUACCAGAAAGUUGUGGUAAGUGGAAAACAUACUAUAACACUACAUGAAUACUUUUUAUAUAAAUUUAAAUGACUGUCUAGAUAAACUGUGGUGUAUGUAAAGAAAUGGCUGAGAACGUGUUAAUAUUUUGAGUUUAGUCUGUUUAUGGAAGUUCAUUAAUUAAUCAUUAUAACACUUUGUAGAAAUUUCAUCAUCAGUAUAUAUAUAUAUUAUGCACAUUAAAAAUGAUAUAAGUUUCCACAUCUAAACUUGUUUUAUGUAUUGUAUAUUAUGUUAUCGUUAUAGAUUUUAAAAUGGUUUAUACUUAACUUAAUAUAUUAAAGAAUUGUAUUGUUAUUACCAAGGGAGAAGUGGUCAACUACACAAAAAGAAAUAUUUUAAAACGUAUAUAGUUAGUUGUGUUAUUGUAUCUAGAUCAUCAUUAAUUCACAAUUAAGCACAAAUAAAAUGUUUUUGACUGUUUAAUGUCGUUUCAAAGAAUGUGUUAUUUGAAAUCUAAACCAUAGAAAUGCUUUCUUAAGGCGUUAGUGCAUCUGCUAUUCUGCUUACUUUAUUUGGACUUUUUUACCAUGACUAUACACUUUGUUACUAAAUAGAAAUAAGCAGGAGAUUCCACUUGAGUUUAGAUUUUAUUACUGUUUGACCCUUAGUUUAUAGUGGGCGGUUGGGUGGCCGAAUGGUGGAAACAUGCACAUUGGAUCAUAACUUCAGUCAUUGAGUCAAGUGACACACAUGGUUUCAAUUUCCGACUUCUACAUGUCGAGGGGAACUAUUUCUCUCUCUUAUAUUGAUAUUGGCUUUCUGUGGUAUUUAUAUACCCUUUGGAUUCACUAACAAAAACCCAAUUCUUUCUGAUGCUUAUUUCAAUGUGUGUCUUAAAAAUAUUUUAAAAGUAGUAUUCUGAAAAUUGUUCAAUAUGAUUUAAAACAUUCUCAAAUCUUCUAUUAAAUGAGAACAUGAUUAGUCGUCUUUAUAGAUCGCCCAUGUUGAGUAUUUAUUACACAUGUAUUUUUGUUCACUUUGUGUCUAUUAAUUUAAUAUACUGCUUGUAAUAUAUAAUUUACAGUGUAUAUAAUUUAAUGUGGUGGAAAUAAAAAACUGUAAUAUAUUA
This is a messenger RNA of Patella vulgata (common limpet), 4873 nucleotides long. Its product is annotated as stromal membrane-associated protein 1. The coding region runs from base 53 to 1627 and encodes 524 amino acids. Gene Ontology annotation, molecular function: metal ion binding; GTPase activator activity. The transcript is spliced from 14 exons. NCBI's taxonomy places the organism in Eukaryota, Metazoa, Mollusca, Gastropoda, Patellidae. The record is from RefSeq and is a predicted model, not a curated record.